CUGUUAAUAGGAUCUGUUUUUACACUAAAAGUUCAAGUAAAUGACAUCAUCAGUCAUCAGUACCUGCGACAAGCGGUUGUAGAAGUGUUUGUUAACUACACGAAGACAAAUUCUACUCUUACUGGAAACAAUGGAGCGGUAUUAAUAAAAGUUCCCUUCAAAUUAGGAUUAAGUUUAACUAUUGUAUCGUACAAGGAUGGCUACAUGUUAACACCUUUGCCUUGGAAGACUGGGAGAAUGCCAAUAUACUCAUCUGUGACGCUUUCAUUAUUCCCACAAAGUCAAGCUAAUAUAUGGCUAUUUGAAGAUACUGUCUUAAUUACUGGAAAACUGUCUGAUGCAAAAUCUCAACCAAGCGUUCAGUUUCCAAAAUUUUUAAUAAAGCUUCCAACAAAUCACCAUAUUACAAAUGUUACAGCCUAUCUGACAGUGCCAGAACAAUUUUUGAAAGUAGACAGCUUUCUCUAUACAACAGGGAUUCUUCUAAAUAAAUCAGGUUUCAAAAGCAUGGAAUUAGCUCCUCUUGCUGCAAUAUGUGUAAGUGUUCUUUUGACUGGGAAAGAACUGAAAGUAAAUGGUCCCAUUCAGAUUACUCUUCCUCUUCCCACAAGUACUGUAAAAUCAGGAGAUGCUAUACCUGCAUGGACAUUCGAUAUGAAAUCUGGUGCUUGGGUAAGCCGUGGGCUAGGAAUGGUGAAGGAAGCAGAUGGUCAAUUAGUAUGGACAUACACUGCUCAACACUUAGGCUACUGGAUAGCAGCCCCACUGCCUGGAACAAGAGAAUCUAUUAUUAGUGCGGUUUCCAAGGACAUAACAGCCUAUCACACAGUGUUCCUUACAGCCAUACUGGGAGGUACUGUUGUCAUAAUAAUUGGAUUUUUUGCUGUUCUUCUUUGUUACUGCAGGGAUAAAUGUGGUCGGACACAAAAGAAGGAAAAAAGUACAACUAAGCUGGAGGUCAUAAAAAAAGACCAGACAACAUCAACAACUCAGAUAAAUCACAUCAGUGCUGUCAAAGGGUCUUUAAAGUUGGAUGAUAAGUCACAGUUAUAUACACCGAAGAUUUCUUCAUACAGCCCUCAAAGAAGGCUGUCCAUAAACAUGGAAGAUGGAAAAUCACGAGACAAUUUUAAAAUAUACACAGAGGAUGCUUCUUAUCAGUCAUCCUGUCAGACUGGUCAGUCAAGAAAUUCAGCCCAUUCACUUGAGCCUAAUGCUGGAGUUAGGCGCUUACAGCAGCCAAAGCAUAGUAACACUGCUGUUUCCCAGGUUCCUCGGGACAUUCAAGACCAAACCCGAUACCUUUCACUGAAAGAGGAGAUGUAUGGGCUUUCCCAUAUCCCAGAACAUCUAAUGCAUAUUUACAAUCAACCUAUUACUAUUCUUCAAACGUCUGACCUUUUCCACUCCCCGGAACAAUUGCAUCCUGCAAAAUCAGCAACUUUGCCAAGAAAAGGGCAGUUAGUAUAUAGCCCUGUGAUGGAACCCAUGAAUCGCGACAAUUACAUGCAGACAUUACCAAAAAUGCCAGUGCACUCUCAUGCCCAGCCUUCUGUCUGCAGAGAUGAAAAUACUACAUUAGAUAGUGAAGAGGGCUUACCUUCCCAAACGUCAAACUGGGGUCGGUACACUAACAGCUUACUGGAAUCUGUCUCUGUUCCUGGGACAUUGAAUGAAGCAGUUGUAAUGACUCCGUUUUCAUCUGAACUUCAAGGUAUUUCAGAACAAACAUUAUUGGAACUCUCUAAAGGAAAACCAUGUCCACACCCUCGAGCAUGGUUUGUUUCCCUGGACGGAAAGCCAAUCGCUCAAGUGAGGCACUCUUUCAUAGAUCUGAAAAAAGGCAGAAAAACAGAGAGUAACGAUACCAGUCUGGACUCUGGUGUGGACAUGAAUGAGCAUCAUCCUAGUAGGAAACUGGAGAGAGAGAAAACUUUCAUUAAAAAUAUGCCGCAUUCCAAGAUCCUUUACUUGGAAGAUCUGGAUCUGAGUAGCAGUGAAAGUGGGACCACUGUUUGCACUCCAGAGGACCAGGCUGUGAGGCACAGUCUGGAUGCAGGUACUGGGCCAGUCAUAGAACAGCAUGAUGAAGAAGGUCUAAGAAGAAAAACUGUAUCAGGAAGUCAUGAAUCUGGUACCCCUUCUGCUAAAAAAAGGGAUAGACCACCUAUCACGAAAAGAGAUAGCAAAACCAAUAUCUGGAAGAAAAGAGAGGAGAGGCCGCUUAUUCCUAUAAAUUAAAACACAAUGUGCUUUGUGUUGUUGCUCUCCCUGCUGAUUAUUGCCCUCUUGGCUGCUUGUGUAAUUCUGCAGUGUUGGGUUUACAAGGGGAAUGUUGUUUUCUAGUAUCAAGAAACAUUUUUU
Pterocles gutturalis (yellow-throated sandgrouse) is the source of this 2364-nucleotide messenger RNA. RefSeq names its product family with sequence similarity 171, member B (gene FAM171B). Lineage: Eukaryota; Metazoa; Chordata; Aves; Pterocliformes; Pteroclidae. The coding region runs from base 205 to 2241 and encodes 678 amino acids. The transcript is spliced from 7 exons. The record is from RefSeq and is a predicted model, not a curated record.